Messenger RNA from Aethina tumida (small hive beetle), 1452 nucleotides. Its product is annotated as adenosylhomocysteinase. Gene Ontology annotation, biological process: L-methionine cycle. The record is from RefSeq and is a predicted model, not a curated record. Gene Ontology annotation, molecular function: adenosylhomocysteinase activity. The coding region runs from base 120 to 1418 and encodes 432 amino acids. NCBI's taxonomy places the organism in Eukaryota, Metazoa, Arthropoda, Insecta, Coleoptera, Nitidulidae. The transcript has 4 exons. Gene Ontology annotation, cellular component: cytosol.
CUGGAGGAAGAAGACUAACCCACUGUAGCCCGCGCUAGAGGAAAGUUUUGUUGCUACCGGCACGUGGUGGUUGUUUUAUUAAUUUUUUAAACCUUAGUACCUUAACAACACAAGCAAUAAUGUCGAAACCAGCAUUCAAAGUCGCCGACUUAAAACUGGCCGAUUGGGGCAGAAAAGAAAUCACACUAGCUGAAAAUGAAAUGCCGGGACUGAUCUCCCUCAGAAAACAGUAUGGUGAAGAGAAACCCUUGAAAGGCGCUAAAAUUGCCGGUUGUUUACACAUGACCAUCCAAACCGCUGUACUAAUUGAAACACUUGUAGCAUUAGGAGCUGAGGUCCAAUGGUCGAGUUGUAACAUCUUCAGUACACAAGACCACGCGGCGGCGGCGAUAGCCAAAGCCGGCAUCCCCGUGUACGCGUGGAAGGGCGAAACCGACGAGGAAUACCUCUGGUGCAUUGAACAGACCCUGGUGUUCAGUGACGGUAAACCUUUCAACAUGAUCCUCGACGAUGGUGGCGACUUGACCGUCCUGGUGCACAAGAAAUACCCCCAAUAUUUGAAGGAAUGUCGGGGAGUCAGCGAGGAAACCACCACUGGAGUCCACAAUCUCUACAAAAUGAUGAAGAACGGCGAACUGAAGGUUCCCGCCAUCAACGUCAACGAUUCCGUCACAAAGAGUAAAUUCGACAAUUUGUAUGGAUGCAGGGAGUCCCUAAUUGACGGAAUUAAAAGGGCAACAGACGUUAUGUUGGCUGGAAAGGUGUGCGUCGUCGCUGGUUACGGAGACGUAGGCAAAGGCUGUGCCCAAUCACUCAGAGCUUUUGGAGGCCGAGUACUUAUCACAGAAAUUGACCCAAUCAACGCCCUUCAGGCCGCCAUGGAGGGUUACGAAGUAACCACCAUGGAAGAGGCUAGCAAGGAGGGACAGAUCUUCGUCACCACCACAGGCAACAAAGACAUCAUCAAGGGUGAACACUUAUUGAACAUGAGAGACGACAGCAUCAUCUGCAACAUCGGUCAUUUCGACUGCGAGCUCGACGUCGCCUGGCUGGAGAAGAACGCCAAAGAAAAGGUCACAAUCAAACCACAAGUGGACAGAUACACAUUGCCAAACGGCAGACACAUAAUCUGCUUGGCGGAAGGCAGACUAGUCAAUUUGGGAUGCGCCACAGGCCAUCCGUCGUUCGUCAUGUCCAACUCGUUCACCAACCAAGUUUUGGCACAGAUUGAGCUGUGGAGGAACCCAGGAAAGUAUCCGGUUGGCGUGCACGUUUUGCCGAAGACCUUGGACGAGGAAGUAGCCAGGCUACACUUGGACCACUUGGGAGUCAAACUCACCAAACUCACCAAAGAACAAGCGGACUACAUUGGUGUCCCCAUCAACGGACCUUUCAAGCCGGAUCACUACAGAUAUUAAAUGUCAUUUUUUAACAAUAAAAUUAUAAAACCCA